AACCUUCAUCCUUCAACCCUCAACUAAGAACAUCGGAUCAUUCCCAUUCUCACAAUGUCAAGAAGCUCUUACGAUCGGUUCCUCACUAUCUUUUCACCAGAGGGAAGGUUAUAUCAAGUUGAAUAUGCAUUCAAGGCGAUCUCAAAUUCUGGUCAAACUUCAGUAGCGAUCAGAGGUCCGGAUUCUUGUGUUGUAGCUACACAGAAGAAAGUACCGGAUAAACUUUUGGAUCCGAGUACUGUGACUCACUUAUUCAGAAUCACUCCUGGGAUUGGAUGUGUGAUGACCGGUUUGAUAGCGGAUGCUAGGGCACAGGUCGUUAGAGCUCAGUCAGAAGCUGCAGAAUUUAGAUAUCAGUAUGGGUAUGAAAUCCCUCCCGAUAUGUUAGCCAAGCGAUUGGCAAAUAUCAACCAGGUCUACACUCAACGAGCAGCCACGAGACCACUCGGAAUCGUUAUGAUCAUCAUUGGAAUUGACUCGGAACGUGGACCGCAAUGCUUCAAGCUUGACCCUGCCGGAUACUUUGUAGGCUACAAAGCCACCUCAGCUGGUACCAAACAGACUGAAGCAACAAACCAUUUGGAAAAAGUGCUAAAGAAAGAAGGGGAAGGGGCCCUAAAUUUGGCAGGUAACGGUGCCAUUGAAUUGGCUAUCACUACACUCAGUACUGUUCUUGCCACUGAUUUCAAAAGCCACGAGAUCGAGAUUGGCGUGGUUAGUACUGAUAAGCCAGACUUCAAAGUGCUCACGGCAGACGAGAUCGAUGUUCACCUUCAACGUAUAGGAGACCAAGAUUGAAAUAAAAACUCAGUAGCUUUUCUACCUGUAUUUGUGACACGAGGCCAAAUAUCUACACGAGGCCUUGACUUGACACCUCAGGCAAGGCAGCUUGCACUUGACUCACUUUCUGAGGUAUGCUUGUCUUUCUUGUGACCUGUGCGCUUGAUGAAGCCCAAUCACAAAGUGAGAAGAUGAUGAGCAACUUCCUUCGGCAAAACUUUGGCGUGAGUGUUUGGAAAGCCUCAAGAUGUGUUGUCCGGGUAAUUGAGCCAAUGAGCACUUGAACCCUUUCGUGUAGCAUAUAAUAAAUGCUUAGUUGAAGACGUGCUGUACAAU
Molecule: messenger RNA, 1116 nt
Organism: Melampsora larici-populina 98AG31
Lineage: Eukaryota; Fungi; Basidiomycota; Pucciniomycetes; Pucciniales; Melampsoraceae
Exons: 7
Coding region: 55-798 (247 amino acids)
Biological process (GO): ubiquitin-dependent protein catabolic process
Cellular component (GO): cytosol; nucleus; proteasome core complex
Source: RefSeq, a predicted model, not a curated record